AUGCCCGACCCCGUCACAAACCCCGCGAUCCACCCGUACCCGGGCAUCCCGAGCGUGAAGGAAACCUGGUCAGAUAGCGAUGCGGAUCUCUCGAAGGCAGUUGUGAUUUCCCUCGCUGCAAGCUCGAAAACCGCGCGCGCUGUCGCGCACAAUUUCGCCCUGCGACCUGCGAAUGGGGGACCGUUGGGCUUGCUGCAGGUUACGUCUGCGCCGGCGGGGAUUCAAGCUGCGGCGGAUGCGCUCAAGGCGGGGUUUGCGACGAGGGCGGUUGAUUAUACGAAUUUAAAUUCAGAAGAGGUUGCGCGGUGGAUUUCGGCGCUGAAGCCGGCGAAGAUAGUCGUUAUUGAUUUUGGGAGUCGCGAUGAGUUUGUGACGGUGAAUAUUGGGAAUCAGCAGAAGGUCUACACACCAUCCGAAGUCGGCGCAGCACUCUCCUCCGCCGCAGAACACGGCAAGAUCCAGUUCAACACGUCCCCUGUUCUCGAGGCUAUCCUCGCGCUGCAGGGCGCGACGAAGCUCUUCGCUGGGCUGGAAGAGGCCUGGGCGCACUGGUUGGAGAAUCGCGAGGCGGCGGCACCGGAUCUCAGGCUCGUUUGGGGGGAGGGAGUCGUUGGUGAGAAAGGGAUUGAGGGGGGUUGGACGAGGUUGACCAGGGGGGAGGUUAAGCCUGAGGAGGCGCUGGCUUUUCGGAUUUGA
Molecule: messenger RNA, 696 nt
Organism: Aspergillus calidoustus
Lineage: Eukaryota; Fungi; Ascomycota; Eurotiomycetes; Eurotiales; Aspergillaceae
Source: the annotation of a GenBank genome assembly